AGCCGUCAACAAACUCCCCCCCCACCCUGCAAGAAGAUUUCCGUUCACUUUUUGUUGUGAAAAUUUUCGUGUUCGUAGAAAGUUUACCGUAGGUGGAAAAUAUGGUGCGUAAAGUGUCGCUAAGUUAAUGAAGUAAAAAGUGGAACGAUCGGCAAUGUGAUUCGAUUUUGGGAAGAAGGGACAGGACUUUGCGUUGUGCUGUGCAUACACGGUGGCAUAAAUCUGUUCCAUAGCAUCGCAAAGGGAGGCAGGGAGCUGCUCCAAGAUUGGUCUGCACUCUGAUCGAUUGUGGGAAAUCCCACUUUGUCGUCAGGAAAAAUGGCCUACACGAACAACGUUGGAGAUAUAGUGCACCUGAACGUUGGCGGUACAAGAUUUUCCACUUCGAGACAAACGCUAACUUGGGUUCCGGACACCUUCUUCACCUCCCUGUUGAAUGGGCGCAUAUCUAGUUUGCGAGAUGAAACGGAUGCUAUUUUCAUCGAUCGGGAUCCGAAGCUAUUUAGCUUGGUACUGAACUACCUGCGAACGAAGGAAAUCGAUAUCAAGUCGGUCGACAUUCGGGUGCUUCGCCAUGAGGCCGAGUUUUACAAUAUUGCCCCCCUGAUCAAACGGCUGAUGCUGUGCGAAGAGAUGGAUCAGUCUAGUUGCGGUGAUGUUCUGUUCUAUGGCUAUCUUCCCGCUCCAAAUAUUCCCAUUCAAGAAAUUUCCAACGGCUCAUCCGGCUCGUCCGGUAGCUCGAUCAGUGCGGGAACAGCCACCACAGGCUCGUACACGUCGGCCACAAGCUCUUCAACGCAGCAGGGCAAAUCGGAUUCGAUGCCGGGUCCGUCGAGCAGUCAGCAGAGACAUCAGCAACCAAAUUCAAAUGCAACAGCUCCGCCAUCCUACAACCCCACAGGGUCGGCCGCCGGUCCCGGCAGCAUUUGUCAAUCCAAUCCGCGCCCCGGAUCGAUGGUUCGGGUUCCGGAACUAUCCCAAGGCGCACCGGGUCCCUCCACCAGCGGCAGUGGCGGAAAUGGCGGUGUAGGAGCAGCAGGCACAUCUGGCAGUAGCGGAGGAGGCGGGAAUGGUGGAGCCGGUAGUGGGGGCAGUGGCUCUUCGCGGCAUGCCGGUCACUCGCGCAAUUCGUCCUGGGAUUUGCGCGUUUCCUACAGCGGCAAUGGCAACCGCAACUCCCAGUGGAUGCCAGGCCAUUCGCGCACGGCCUCGCUUGAUAUGAUGCGCCAUUCGCGCAACUCAUCCGUAGACCUGAACAAAUACAUACGGAACGAGGUGGGCCUGCUCUUUGGCCCCGGCACUACGGGCGCGGGCUGGGCCGAUCCGAUGCGGGUGCAGAUCAUCAAGGCGCACCACAACUGGAUCUCCGUAGCGUACGCACACUUCGUGACGUGCUAUCGGUUGAAGGAUUAUUCCGGCUGGCAGCAGAUCUUCGUGUCGCCGUACAUCGAAACUACGAUCGAGCGGAUCGCAAUCAACGCGAAGAUGAAUCUGGCCACUUCUGCGGGCGAACAGUCGCACAGCAAGAUGGUAGCAAUCUCGUACGGCAGCCAAAUUCGGCUGUGGGGAAUCUCGGAGGACGGCAGCAAGGCCGAGGUGGGCACGUUUAAUUUGCACGUGCGCGUGGAGUAUUUGUUCUUCAUUGGCAGCCAGCUGGUUGCGUUGUCGUCGUCCGGCAAGAUCGGCGUUUGGCAUGCGAUGACGCAGCACUGGCAGAUACAGGAUCUCGUUCCGAUACUUUCGUUCGAUACGGCCGGUUCCUUUUUGCUGCUGGGCUGCAACAACGGUUCGAUCUACUACAUCGAUAUGCAAAAAUUCCCACUGCGUAUGAAGGACAACGAUCUACUGGUGACAGAGCUGUACAAGGACCCUUCGAACGAUCACAUCACCGCCAUCUCGGUGUAUCUAACUCCGAAAACAACAACCGCGGAUCGGGUGAAGGAAGGCCUUUCGGGGAACUGGAUCGAAAUUGCGUACGGUACGCGAUCCGGCUCGGUGCGUGUCAUUGUUCAGCAUCCCGAAACGGUCGGGCACGGGCCUCAGCUAUUUCAAACAUUCACCGUACACCAAAGCCCGGUGACGAAGGUGACUCUGUCGGAGAAGUUUUUAAUUUCGGUAUGCAGCGAGUACAAUCACGUGCGUACCUGGCAGGUGCCCCGGUUUCGAGGCAUGAUCUCCACUCAACCCGGCUCGACACCAGAAGCAUCGUUUAAGAUCGUUUCACUGGAAGCCGUUGAUUCGACGUUUAGCUAUUCGGCCGGGAACGAUUUCGGUCCGUUCGGCGAACAGGACGACGAGCAGAUAUUCGUGCAAAAGGUCGUCCCUGAUACGGACCAACUGUACGUUCGGCUGGCCUCGAAUGGGGAUCGCGUUUGUUUGAUCAGAUCCGUGGACGGUACCACAAUAACAUCGUUCUGCGUGCAUGAAUGCGAGGGAUCGCGGAUGGGUUCGAGACCGCGCCGGUUCAUCCUGUCCGGCCACUGUAACGGUGCAAUACAGAUGUGGGAUCUCACGACUGCGCUGGAAAUUUCGAAAAAGAAGGAUCAACCCAAGCGCACCGUCGGUGGACCGACGGCCGACGAGCUGAUCCGAGAGUUGGACCAGUGCGACCUAAGCAAUAGCCACUGCUCGACGCCCUGCAUGUCACCCUGCCCGUCAGCAUUUUCGGGCAGCAUGAUGGAGGCGAACACUGUCGGACGACUGAAACCGUUCAAUGUGGCUUUCUUGAAUCAGUCAGCGGCAGCGGCAGCCGCAGCCAUGGGACUCGGUGGACCACAGGCUGUGCCGGCGCAGGGUCCGGGAGCGAUGGGAGCGGCUGGUGCUGGAGCGGCUGCUGCUGCUGCUCCGCAACAACCGGCAUUGGCUGCUCAGCAACCUAAUCAACCAAACUGAUCUCUAUUCCACCGGCGGAGGGACAUUUGAGAGUGGUUCCUGUGUUGUUAUCUCGAGGUGGAAUUUUAGCCGAGGGAUGGAAGGUGGCGAAUGGUAAAGCCUCACCGUCCUUCCAUGCCCAAACGCAGUGUUUAAGCUAUGCAAGAAGUCCUUAUAGCUAAUAGGUAAUUUUCUCCCAUUCUCAGAUCUACAAAACUCUCACGCGAUAAACGUUGUGCGUUCAAGUUCAUGUUCUAUGAGUCAGUGGAAGGAUUUUUUUUCUCAGCACACGCUCUUGCCCAACAGGGGCGCCAGCAUGCUUUCCGUUGCAAAUCUAUUGUUUAUUGUGCUGUUUAACGCGUAACGUCAAAUAUCGCCUGUUUAGAGGUUCGAUUACAAUUAUGUUUAAACUAAUGAAGCGAGUUAGGCCGAGCAGGUGAACGGAUAUAUUUUUGUAUAAUAAAUUUUACUGCAAUAUAACUGAA
Messenger RNA from Anopheles arabiensis, 3356 nucleotides. RefSeq names its product SH3KBP1-binding protein 1. Gene Ontology annotation, molecular function: protein binding. The transcript is spliced from 7 exons. Lineage: Eukaryota; Metazoa; Arthropoda; Insecta; Diptera; Culicidae. Bases 319 to 2892 code for a protein of 857 amino acids. Gene Ontology annotation, biological process: protein homooligomerization. The record is from RefSeq and is a predicted model, not a curated record.